AUGCAAAAUUUUAUUCCUAUUUUGACUAGUUCUGUGAAUCUUGACAAGGGAUUAGUUUACACCUUGGUAAAACAAACCAUAGGGAAUGGACUUCUCACUUCUGGAGGAACACAAUGGGUCCAUGAUAGGAAAUUCAUUGCUCCAACAUUCCAUACAAGUAUAUUGAACAAAUAUACCAUGACUAUAUCGGAAAAAACAAAUAUCCUAAUAAAAUGCCUCGAGAAAGAAAUCGAAAGAAAUUCAGGCAAUGCUAUCGAUAUUGUUCCUUUCGUUGGAAAAGUUAUUCUCGAUAUUACAUGCGAUACAGCAAUGGGAGUGAAUUUACGAAUCCAAGAAGUUGAAAGUGACCUUAAGUCUGUAAUAGAUAGAAUGUUUCAAUUAAACUUUGAGCGGAUACUUCAACCGUGGUUCUGGAUUGAUUGGCUCUACUAUCUGUCGAGUAAUGGAAGAGAAUUUAAAUCAGUACUUAAUAAAUUUCAAAAAUUUUCAAACGAGAUAAUACGCAAGAAAAAAGCUUUACGGCAAUCACAAGGCAACCACGUCAGUAUAAAUAAUGAUGACGAAUUUCACAUAGGUGUACAAAAGAAAACAGGCUUUUUAGAUUUGCUGUUAGACGAGAACGAAAAAACUGACAAUCCCUUAAGUGAUGAUCAAUUGCAGGCACAGGUUCAUACAUUUUUGCUUGCAGCCUCUGAUACAACUGCAGCUGUACUAAUUUGGACGCUUUUCCUCUUGGGUAAUAAUCUCGAGCAUCAAGAAAAACUUCACGAAGAACUUGAAAAAUAUUCUCAAGAUGCGGAAACACUAGCUGAUGGAACCAAGUUAUCUCAGUUAAAAUAUCUUGAUAGAGUAAUAAAAGAAGCGCUUAGAUUAUAUCCAGCCGGACCUUUCAUCACAAGAUAUCUAAAUGAAGACGUAAAAAUAGGUGAUUACAUUCUUCCGCAAAAUGUUGAAGUUGUGUUGCCAAUUAUAACACUUCAUCGAAAUCCGGAACUUUGGCCGGAACCAGCAAAGUUUGAUCCGGAUCGAUUCCUUCCAGAAAAUUCGAGAGACAGAAGUCCUUAUGCCUAUAUUCCAUUCAGUGGUGGGCCAAGAAACUGCAUUGGUCAGAAAUUUGCUUUACUUUCAAUGAAAACCAUAUUAACGGCGAUUUUCAGAAAGUGGAGGGUGAAAAGUGUAAAAACUUCGGACAUGAUUCAUUUCCACUUCUCGAUAACUUAUCGACCAACCGAAGUUUUCCUUUAUUUUAUUCCGAAAAAAUAACUAGCUAGCGAAUAUUAUUAUGUCUUGCACAGUGUGGAUUUAUUUCUGA
This is a messenger RNA of Ooceraea biroi (clonal raider ant), 1312 nucleotides long. RefSeq names its product cytochrome P450 4C1. NCBI's taxonomy places the organism in Eukaryota, Metazoa, Arthropoda, Insecta, Hymenoptera, Formicidae. The record is from RefSeq and is a predicted model, not a curated record. Gene Ontology annotation, molecular function: monooxygenase activity; iron ion binding; oxidoreductase activity, acting on paired donors, with incorporation or reduction of molecular oxygen.